GGAAACCGGCGGAGAGAAGGGCACACAAUUCUAACCAUACCGGCGCUUCGACGUCGCCCAUUUCUCCUCAGAGAAACAUGGCAGAGAUCCAAACGCCUCCAUACGACCUGAUAAUCUUGGGGGCCUCAGGCUUCACUGGCAAGUAUGUAGUCAGAGAAGCUCUCAAGUUCUUCAACGCCCCUACCUCCCCACUCAAAUCAUUCGCCCUUGCCGGCCGCAGCCAGGCUAAGCUUCGCCAGGCCCUCCAGUGGGCCACCCACCCCAGCCCUCCCCCGUCUAUCCCUAUCCUCAUAGCUGAUACCACCGACCCUUUAUCCCUUCAGACCCUAUCCUCUCAGACCAAGCUCAUCCUUAACUGUGUUGGCCCCUUCCGCCUCCAUGGAGAGCCCGUCGUGGCCGCCUGCACAUCUUCUGGGUGUGAUUACUUGGAUAUAUGUGGGGAGCCAGAGUUUAUGGAGAAAAUGGAGGCAAAGUAUCAUGAAAAGGCAAUUGAGACUGGGUCUUUGGUGGUUUCAGCUUGUGGGUUUGAUUCUAUUCCAGCUGAAAUGGGGCUGAUGUUCAAUUCCAGGCAGUGGUUGCCUCCUGCUGUGCCAAACAGAGUUGAGGCAUAUCUCAGUUUGGAGUCUGAUAAAAGAAUUGUUGGAAACUUUGGAACAUAUGAAUCUGCGGUCUUGGGUAUUGCAAAUGCGGAUAAGUUGCAGGAGUUGAGGAGGUCCAGACCCAAAAGAGCUAGACCAGCGAUCCUUGGUCCACCACCUCCCAAAGGGCCAUUGAUAGAACACCAGAAGAAGGUUGGCCUUUGGGCUGUAAAACUACCUUCAGCAGAUUCUAUUGUUGUCCGUAGGACUCUUGCAUCUCUGACUGAAAAUCCGCAUGGUCUUCCUGCGGUUAAUGAGAGUGCUGAAUGGGUUGAAAAGAGGAAGAGCUUCUGGUCAACAGUGAAGCCAGCUCAUUUUGGCGUGAAGAUAGGAACUAAAUCCUUGUUGGGUAUCCUUCGUCUCAUGAUGGUUGGGGUGUUCAUGGGUAUCUUGGCUAGAACUUCGUUCGGAAGGUGGCUUCUCUUAAAAUUCCCCUCAUUUUUCAGUCUUGGGUGGUUCAAGAAGAAAGGUCCUUCUGAGGAUGAGGUGCAAAGUGCAUCGUUCAAGAUGUGGUUUGUUGGACAUGGUUUCAGUGACAGCAAUCUUGCUUCACAAAGAAACUCUAAACCUGACAUGGAAAUAAUAACAAGAGUAAUGGGACCUGAGAUAGGUUACUUGACCACUCCUAUAAUACUGAUUCAGUGUGCUCUUAUACUUUUAAGUCAGCGAGGAAACCUGCCUAAGGGAGGAGCCUUCCCCCCUGGAAUUUUGUUUGGCCCAGCAGAUCUCCGGGAACGGCUGCAACAGAAUGGAAUAUCUUUUGAUGUUAUUUCAAAGAGCCGACUUCCUGCCUAACUGGUAAAAACUUCGUCGUAUUUAUGUGAAAGGAAAUAGAACUUAUAUCAUAAAACACUGGGAAGUGAUCAACAAGAAGUAGUGCUUGUCUGUGCCGCAUGUUAUUUUUGUGUUGUAUUGAAACACUUGUUAUUUCUGUUUUAUUGCAAGUGUGAUCUUUCACUCAAUUUACACGGG
Rubroshorea leprosula is the source of this 1610-nucleotide messenger RNA. The record is from the annotation of a GenBank genome assembly. Lineage: Eukaryota; Viridiplantae; Streptophyta; Magnoliopsida; Malvales; Dipterocarpaceae.